Molecule: messenger RNA, 1617 nt
Organism: Cydia strobilella
Lineage: Eukaryota; Metazoa; Arthropoda; Insecta; Lepidoptera; Tortricidae
Product: BRCA1-associated RING domain protein 1-like
Exons: 1
Coding region: 25-1596 (523 amino acids)
Biological process (GO): protein K6-linked ubiquitination
Cellular component (GO): BRCA1-A complex; BRCA1-BARD1 complex
Molecular function (GO): protein binding; ubiquitin-protein transferase activity
Source: RefSeq, a predicted model, not a curated record
AAAACUAUAAUAUAGUUGUUAAAAAUGUCUAAAACAGAAUAUCAUAAUUUGUUAAAAGCUCUGGAUGAUAUGAAUAAGUGUUUAUUAUGUGUAGAAUGCCAUCAGUUUUGCAAAAAUCCGGUGACGCUAAGUAAAUGUUUCCAUUUGAUCUGCUCUGAGCACUUUCCAAAUAUGUCUCAUUGUCCGAAGUGUAAAGUGUCUCUAGAAUGCUGUACAACUUGGUCGAAUGACAAAUUGAAUGUUGCAGUUCACGCCGCCAAGAACUUGUCGGUAAUGUUCGAGCAUUUCAAGGAAAAUAAUUCUUGCGAUUCUGUAGUCUCUAUCGACAAAUCGCUAGACGUAAAUAUGAUUGAUAAGACCACUGAAUCUUUAUCUGACACGCCUUUGUCUAAUGCUAAAGCUCUCAAACGAACCGCUGCCUCAAAACAAGAUACUUUAAAUAAUUCGAUAUUAUCCUUAGCUUCUAAAUCAAGUAAAAUAGUCGAGAAAAGAAACAAGAAAGGUGAAACAGCAUUACACAUCGCCUGUAGAAUGGGAAAAGCUGAUAAAGUAGCCAAACUGCUAAGCGAAGGAGCUAAUACCAAUACUAAAGAUAAUGCCGGCUGGACUCCGCUGCAUGAGGUUGUGCAGAACGGCCGGCAGGACUUGGUUAGGCUUUUACUGAGGCACAAUACGCUAGUUAAUGUGCCAGGACAGGGCAAUGAAACUCCACUGCAUGAAGCAAUUCGGUAUAACCACAUAGAUAUUGCUAAAGAUCUAGUUGCUCAUGGAGCUGAUAUAAAUGCUAGAAACUGUAAAGGAGAGACACCUAUAACCCUUGCUGCUCCUGAGAUGAGAGUUAUUAUACAAGAUGUUGCUGCAAAAAGAAUUAUAACAGAAGACAGUUUUGAUUUUGAACUUAUCCAGAGGCAGAUAAAACUGGAUUGUGAAGAUAUUAGGGUUCACUGUGUGUCACAGUCUCGUGCCAUCACUAAUAAGUUGAGAGCGCUAACGAAACAUCACAGCAACCUCCACGUUGAACCAAAAUUCAGUAAUAAUGUAACGCAUCUUAUAGUCGAUGCUGAAGAUGGCAUCUGUGACUCCAGCCUCGAAGUCCUACAAGGCAUUGUCAACAACCUGUGGAUUUUAACUACAAAAUGGGUGACUGCAUCUACUGAUGAUAACUUAGAAUCCUUAGAAGAGUAUGAAGUACUCGGUGUCGGUACUACUACAUACAGAGGCCCAAAAAACGCUCGGUAUAACAAAUAUAAAUAUCUGCCUGGAAUUUUCAACGGCUGUCACUUUUACUUCCAUAACUUUAAUAAAAAAUUCAAGAUUUCCGAUAAAAUAGAAGUUACUAAAGCUAUAUUAAGUAAGCUGGUUACGGAUGCGGGAGGAGUAGCCCUCAGACGGGCUCCGAACCCAGAGUCAAUACCGGAAGCAGAGAAACUGGUGCCAUACCAUGCUCAGAGAGACGGAAAGCUGUACAUCUGUUCACAUUACAUUAUAUACAAGGACAUGUAUGAGCCACUUUACAACAUGGCUCAUCUGAAGGCACUGCCCAUCGGCUGGCUCAUUGAGUGCAUUGAGAAAUACCAGCUCUGUGAACCUUGGUGAAGAGAAAUUGGCUUUAUUGAU